UGAUCGUUCAUUUUCCCUUUUUCCACGCAAGACGAGAUGGCUGCGAUCAACCUGAGCGAAGGCGAAUGGCGCGCCAAGCUGAGCCCGGAACAGUUCCGUGUUUUGAGGCAAAAAGGAACGGAGCGUGCGGGUACAGGAGCUUACAACAAGCACAAAGCCGAAGGCGUGUACACGUGUGCUGGCUGCGACGCCCCACUCUACACAUCAGCUCACAAAUUCGACUCGGGCUGUGGAUGGCCGGCGUUUUUCGACGCCAUUCCAGGCGCGAUCAAAGCUAUCCCGGAUGUAGACGGGCACCGCACGGAGAUCGUGUGCGCCAACUGCGACGGUCACAUGGGCCACGUGUUCCGAGGCGAAGGCUUCAAAACCCCCACGGAUGAACGCCACUGCGUCAACUCGGUCUCGAUCAACUUUAAGGCCGCUGACAACUGAGCUCCAUCUCUCUAUCCGUGAGAAGAAUUUUUUCUCCUCUUAAUUAGCAUGAUGGAACAACAUGCAACUCUGUUAACUCGGAAUUUAUGUGCACUUGGAACUAUCUAUACACGCAGGUCUG
Aphanomyces invadans is the source of this 553-nucleotide messenger RNA. Its product is annotated as peptide methionine sulfoxide reductase B5. Gene Ontology annotation, biological process: response to oxidative stress; protein repair. The transcript has a single exon. The coding region runs from base 37 to 432 and encodes 131 amino acids. Gene Ontology annotation, molecular function: peptide-methionine (R)-S-oxide reductase activity. The record is from RefSeq and is a predicted model, not a curated record. NCBI's taxonomy places the organism in Eukaryota, Oomycota, Saprolegniomycetes, Saprolegniales, Verrucalvaceae.